Messenger RNA from Salarias fasciatus (jewelled blenny), 5759 nucleotides. It is a transcript of the gene polrmt, whose product is annotated as polymerase (RNA) mitochondrial (DNA directed). The transcript has 21 exons. Gene Ontology annotation, cellular component: mitochondrial DNA-directed RNA polymerase complex. The record is from RefSeq and is a predicted model, not a curated record. The coding region runs from base 39 to 4028 and encodes 1329 amino acids. Gene Ontology annotation, biological process: mitochondrial transcription. NCBI's taxonomy places the organism in Eukaryota, Metazoa, Chordata, Actinopteri, Blenniiformes, Blenniidae. Gene Ontology annotation, molecular function: protein binding; mitochondrial promoter sequence-specific DNA binding; DNA-directed RNA polymerase activity.
CUCAGUGUUGAGAAGUAACGCGGUUAUUACAUGUCAACAUGUCACUUCUGAGAGUCCGUGCCUUUGUCAAAUGCCUGAACCGCCGCCGUUUGUUUGAGAAGUAUCCAGCUGGCGUGUCGUUUGAGGAUUGCUGUCAGCUCUGUGUGUCAGCGAGGAAAAGCGCAGUGAGACGAAUAUCAGAAACACCUGUGCAUCUUCAAAGAAGAAACGUGUCAUUUGUAUUUCCAAAGACAGAGGAUGCAAAGAAACGUGUGCUGGAACAGUCUCAGUUGUUAGAUGUUCUUGAGGCCCGGAUCCAGCAGCUCCAAUCUGACGUCGUUCUAGAUGUCCAACAUGCAAAAGUGCAGUUUGUCAAAGCUCCUUCCCAUGGAAAGGGUGUCCCCUCUGGGAGGGGUCCCAGAAUUCCACCCCAUGAGAAAACAGACAUUCCUAAAUCUGGACAAACGGUGGCUAAAGGAACCUCUAAAUCUCAGCCCAGCCGCUGGAUGGAAAAAUUAACUCAGGAGAGGAAAAACAAGCUCAAGAAACAGCAGCACAUCCAGCAGAAAACACAGAAAAGUGUUCGGGAGAAACCAACUGAAAAGUCUAAAGUUACUACAAGCAACAUAAUGCCCUCUGGCACAGCACAUAAAAUAAUAUCUUCAGCUGCUAAAAAGAACAGGACUCAACAAACAAAAUUGUCCGACAAAAUCCGUGCUGCAGUUUCUUCGCCAGUUACAGCAGCUGCAGCUGCAACAGCAGCACCAGCAUCAAAAUCGCAUAAACUGUCAAAACAGAAGCGAAAAGCCUCUAAACGUUAUCCUGCGGAAGAUGAACAGACUGCCAUUGAGCUCCAGGAGAGAGCGAAGGAGCUGGCUGAGGUGGAGGAGCUGGAAAAGAGGCUCAAUCUGCAAGUCAGUGACUGGACAUCUUCAAGUAGCGAAGAGCACCUGCAGGAAGGGAAUGAGGCAGUUGCAUGUGGAGACAUCCAGCUCAGCAUUUGCUCUUACCUUGAAGCUUGCGUCUUCGUGGGGGACAUCGAGCGAGCUCAACGUUUUCUUCUCAGCCAGCAUAGAGUGAUGAGCCGGCGCAGACUGCUAAACACGGGAGUUUAUAACAUCAUGAUGAGAGUGUGGGCCAAGAAGGGUACAUUAAAUCACAUCGGCCGCAUCUUCAUUCUGCUGGAAGAGGCUGGUCUGAAACCAAACGUGGGAUCCUAUGCUGCUGCAUUGGAGUGCAUGGGCCGCAAUCCAAACUGCUCCCCAAAAGUCAUUUCAAGGUGCCUGAACCAGAUGAAGGAGGACAGCCUGUCUGUGGAUGAUCUGUUCAGUCAGUGUGUUUUUCGGCAAGAUGAGCGGGACAUGCUGCUGAGGGCCAUACGUGUCGUUGAGCCCGACUAUCAGCCCAGACUCACUCUGGACAUGAAUCAGGGGUCUUCUGCUCUGGUUCAGGAUUUCUACGCACAGAGGGAAAACCAUACCUACCCCAAACUGGACUUCACUCAAGAGGAGCUUCAGGAUCGCUUUAAACGUCAGCUCAGUGUGGAGCAGGCCUGCACGGUCACCAUCGACUCUGUGGAAACUGCCAAACCUGUCACUGAAAACAUGGAAAAAAUGAGGAGGCUGUUGGCAGAGCAGCGGACACAGUGGCAGAAGGUCCUCCUCCAGGCCCUCAGGGACUGCAAGCUGAUCCUGGCUAAUACCAACACCAAGAGCUACAGGCUUAACCUUUAUCCCUAUCUAUGCCUGCUGGAGGAUAGGGAGUAUGUUGACAUCAUGAUACAGAGUGUUUCCAACCUGCCCCCAAGUGGAGAAUCACUGAAGAUUUUAGCCAGAGAUCUGGGCCACAGGGUCUUCACCAAGUACUCUGUGAGACAGAAGCACCAGAAUCAGACGGUGGAAAAGCUUGGCAGCAUUUACAGCAUGUACACUGAUUUGCUGGCCAAAGAUACCAAGGUGUACGACGUCCUUCCCAGAGAGCAGUGGUGCAAGCUGGAAAUGGAGCAUAGUUCAGGACCCACGCUGCAGGGUGGGGAGAUCAGCUGGCCGUAUAUAGUGACUCUGGAGCUGGGCACUUACCUGGUGGAUCUGAUGGUUAAGAACCUCAAAAUCAACAGCGACAUCCUGAACCCAGCCUUUGAACGGAAGCUCAUCCCUAUCCUCUACCACAUGUACACCUUCCGCAGCACGAGACAGAUCGGCUUCAUCAAGCCCCACCCCAUUCUGACACAGAUGCAGCAGGAGGCCACGGAAACCAAGCUGACCUUUGACUCCUAUGUGAUGCCAAUGAUGUGCCCUCCUGUGCCUUGGACUACGGUCAAGUUUGGAGCGUACCUCCUCACACCAACCAAGCUGAUGCGCACUGUGGACGGCGCCACACAGCACGAGCUGCUCUUAGAGAAAUGUCAGAACCUUCACGCUGUCUUCGACUCACUGAACCAGUUGGGAAACUGUGCCUGGAGGAUCAACAAGCCUUUGUUGGACAUCAUUAUCUCCAUCUUCAAUGAUCGUGGCAGUGAUAAACUAGACAUUCCUCCUCCUCUGUCGGAAGCUCCAAAAAUACCCCACUUCAACCCUCAAGAUCCAAACUAUACAGCGAGCCAAAAGGCCCAGCUCAAAAGAGAGGUGAUAAAUGCCAAAAAGAAAUGCAGUGAGAUGCACAGCUUGCGUAUGGAUGCUCUCUAUAAACUCUCCAUUGCUCACCACAUGCGGGACGAGAUCUUCUGGUUCCCUCACAAUAUGGAUUUCAGGGGACGCACAUACCCAUGCCCGCCGUACUUUAAUCAUCUGGGAAGCGAUGUCACACGAGCCAUUCUGGUGUUUGCUGAGGGUAAGCCCCUCGGUCCCAAGGGCCUGGACUGGCUAAAGAUCCACUUAGUCAACCUGACAGGGUUAAAGAAGAGGAGCUCGCUACAGGGACGGCUGGAGUACGCAAACACCAUCAUAGACGACAUACUAGACUCUGCCGACAAACCUCUGACUGGUAAGAAGUGGUGGAUGAAUGCAGACGAGCCUUGGCAGGCUCUGGCCUGCUGUAUGGAGAUAGCCAAUGCUGUGAGAGCUCCAGAUCCUGCAAAGUUUAUCUCUCAUUUUCCUGUUCAUCAGGACGGCUCAUGUAACGGACUUCAGCACUACGCCGCUCUUGGAAGGGAUGUUAUUGGUGCAAGAUCCGUCAACCUCAUGCCCUGUGAAUUGCCCCAGGAUGUGUACAGUGGAGUAGCGCAACAGGUGGAGGCGUUCCGAGCUCGGGAUGCAGAGUCUGGGCUGAUGAUCGCCAAGGUGCUGGAGGGCUUCAUCAGCAGGAAAGUGGUCAAGCAGACAGUGAUGACUGUGGUGUACGGGGUCACACGCUAUGGGGGACGCCUGCAGAUAGAGAAGAGACUGAAGGAGAUUGAUGAGUUCCCCAAGGAAUAUAUAUGGGACGCUUCUCAUUACCUGGUGCGACAGGUGUUCAGUGGCUUAAAGGAGAUGUUUACUGGAACCAGAGAGAUUCAGGAUUGGCUGACGGAGAGCGCCAGGCUCAUCUCCAAGUGUGGCCACACUGUGGAGUGGGUAACACCCCUGGGUUUACCCAUUAUUCAACCCUACCAUCGCACACGCAACCAAGUGCUGAAGAGCACCAUGCAGCACAUAAACCUGCAGAUCACCCAUGACACUAAAGAGAGACCAGAUACAGUCAAACAGAAAAAUGCCUUCCCACCGAACUUCAUUCACUCUUUGGACUCCACACACAUGAUGCUGACUGCUCUCCACUGCUACAGUGCUGGUUUGACUUUCGUCUCAGUUCACGACUGUUUCUGGACCCAUGCGAUCACGGUGGACAUCAUGAACAAGGUCUGCCGGGAACAGUUUGUUGCCCUGCACAGCCAGCCAAUCCUUCAAGAGCUGUCAAACUUCCUGCUACAGAAAUACUGCUCUGGACUCCCGACUGAAGCUAAGAACAAGAAGUACCAGGAGUACAGACGGCUGCUGUUGCUGCUGGCCAAAGUGCCACAGACAGGUGAUUUUGAUCUCCAGCAGGUGAAAGAAUCCACUUAUUUCUUCAGCUGAGAAGCUCACAAGGGCACGCCGGCAAAAAGAGAUGAGUGGAAUUGACAGGAGUGCAGCAGGGAGGCUGCCGGGGUCCCGACCAGCUCCCCCUCCUGCAGAUGUGCGGACAUUGAUUCAGUCGCGCCCUGCCUGCCUGCCUGCCUCUUGGUCCAGAAGCCGUCUGGAGCUGCCGGUGGUGCUCACAUACAGUGAACUCGUCUGAUUAACUGACUGGCGGAGUGAUGGAGAGGAGAGUCGGAUGCUCAUCCAGGCAAGAAAUGAGCGCAUCGACACUGGAUGGAAACGCUUAAACUUCAAUCACUGAAAUAGUACCUCUCAGAGGGCUGCUUUGACCUCGUAUAAACAUGUGUGUGUGUGUGUGUGUGUGUGUGUGUGCGCGCGUGCCUGUGCGUCUGUGUCUGCAUGUGUGUUCAUUAGCAGCGCCGAAUCACAUGUGACCUGUGUUGAUCCGUCCAUCAUUCAGAGACACUCGUUUGGAGAGAGCAAAAACUUUUUACUCGCAAACUGUAAUUGCUCCUGAUUGGCAGUCUGCUUUUUUUUUUUUUUUUUUUUUUUAUACCGCGAAGACCUCCGAGGAGCAGCGUCUGCCACUAUCCCACCUAAUCAUCAGCCCGUCACUCACCGAACGGCAGGAUGACUCCACGAGACAAUGCGUGAGGAUUUAAGCUUUUGAAGAAGCUUAAAGAGGGGACAUUUGAGAGGAAAUGAAGGCUGUACUUUACUGAAAUAGAGGGCACAGGACUCAAAGAAAGAGACAUGGGAGUGUUGUGUUCCAGAGAAUUCUUCAUUCUUACUUUUCAUGGAGCAACUAAAUACUUGACAAUUGCGCUAAAAUAAACGUGUUUCUUAAAAUGCCUCUUCAGUCAUUUGAUGGUUCAGAGAAUCACAGAUAUUCUUGGAGUGCUUUAACGGGAUGAAUGUGCCUGCCUGCUAUUUAGUCAUAUCUGCGCAUUCCAGUCCCAUUGUGUACGGCGAGAUGAAGGCCUUUUAGAUGAACCACAAAGGGUUUGCAGGCUUCACUAAUCAACUCAGAUCUUAUUUUUCUGGGCCAGUGCCGCAUCUAGAUGUAAAAAUAGCAGAAGUGCUAUCUGAUCAUUUGCUGGAAAUGUUACAGUAGUUUCAGACAAAAGGUGCCGUCAGCGUUCAAAGGCAAAUGUAGGCUCAGCUAAACAAAGCUGGCUGGGCGACGACAUGUAAUGAAAUGAAAAUAAUGUUUCAGGGGGCAAAUUGACCCCCGAUUAAGCCAUAGGUUUUCAUGAUUUGCAUGACAGCGAGUAAGCGGAGAGGGUUCUCAUAUUUUUGUGACGUGCAACUCUGGACUCUGAUCUGAUGUUUUCUAAUUUUUAUUUUUUGUCACCUUUCACUGCUUUGUUUUGAGGCAGAAAAUCGUUUUGAAGCUUUGUAUUCUCUGGCAGACGAGCCAGUAAUACCACUCUCAUAAACAUAUUUCCACACUGUCCAAGUGAACAAAAUGUUCUAAAAUUCCAUAUUUGCAUGUUAUAUUAGUCUAGAAUAUCACCUGAUACAUUCAGUGGUAAUGUUAUGAUUUUCGAUCACAAAAACAGUAAGGUAGGAGAUUGAACUGGAUAUAACAACAGAUGAACUUCUCCCGGCUUGUUCAUUGUAACUUUGGCCUUUUCAUCUCUGUUGUCAAUAUUCAGAGAAAAUCUGUGUGCACAGAUUAGAUCGGCUCUAUGCAGGUUUGUAAAUAUACUUUGUUUUAUAUUUAAU